GUGAGGGAGAAGAAGAAGGGAGGCUCUCUUAUCACGUGACAGCAGUGGCUUUUUGCCUGUCACAUGAUGCCAGAGGUUUAAAGGGGACGCUGCUGGCAGGUCUAAUAAGACGUGGAGCCCGGAAAAAGAGAAGUGAUCUGGACAGUUUAUAUGAUCAUUAUUUUUGAUAACAUGGCAGAUGAACUAAAAAGGUUCCUGUACAAAAAGCUGCCAAGUGUUGAAGGUCUUCAUGCCAUUGUAGUGUCUGACAGAGACGGUGUGCCUGUUAUCAAAGUUGCCAAUGAUAAUGCUCCAGAGCAUGCUCUUCGACCUGGUUUCUUAUCAACCUUUGCACUUGCAACCGACCAGGGCAGCAAACUGGGGCUUUCCAAAAACAAGAGUAUCAUCUGUUAUUACAAUACUUACCAGGUGGUUCAAUUCAAUAGGUUACCUCUGGUGGUGAGCUUUAUUGCUAGCAGCAGUGCCAAUACAGGAUUGAUUGUAAGCUUGGAAAAGGAACUGGCUCCCUUGUUUGAAGAACUGUCUCAAGUUGUGGAGGUGUCUUAACUUGAUGUCCUGCUCCCACCUACCCAAGUAUAACAUCUCUUCCAGACCAAACAGAAGAGUAUUUUCAACAGUCCACCAUGUAAUGAGUGUCUGGGAGAAUAUGCCACCUUCUCCUACUAUUCUAAAAUUUAAAACUGUACAUAGUGCUAAAUCUGUAGUGAAAUACCAGUGUGACAGGGGAAGGAGGCUAUAGCUGCAGCUACUUUUGUUAAAUGACUCCCAUGGAGUUAAUCUCAGGCACACAGAUCUUGUCUGGUCAAAACAUGCCACCCACAGCCCCUGUGAAACAGUGGACUACUUCUGUCACAGUGUCCCGGAGGAAAAUCUCCCUUGAAAAGUUUUGCUAAUGUUGAUACACAAUCAGUGACUCAUGUCAAUGUUUGAAUAAUGAAAUUGGAUAUGCUGGCCAGGGGGUUCUUGGAACCAUAGUCUAAAUGAACAAUUUGGCCAAGGUUUUGAGUCUGUUAACCAUCUUUUAAAGAAAAAAUCACCUUAGUUUGGUUUAGUACUGCUUCACCUCUUACACAGAGAUCAGAUCAGUCAGUAUGCUUUCUCUUCAUACUAGUUUGUAAACUAUUUAGUUGAACUCUUCAUCCUAUUUCAAUUUGAUGUUGGAAUACAUAUAAUUGAGGUGUUUUGCUGGCGUAUUUAUCUUUGGUUGGGUUGCUUAAACAAAUCCAAAUAAAAGAGAGUGGAUAAGA
Sceloporus undulatus (fence lizard) is the source of this 1247-nucleotide messenger RNA. RefSeq names its product late endosomal/lysosomal adaptor, MAPK and MTOR activator 3 (gene LAMTOR3). The record is from RefSeq and is a predicted model, not a curated record. Gene Ontology annotation, cellular component: Ragulator complex. Lineage: Eukaryota; Metazoa; Chordata; Lepidosauria; Squamata; Phrynosomatidae. The transcript has 7 exons. Bases 151 to 546 code for a protein of 131 amino acids. Gene Ontology annotation, biological process: cellular response to amino acid stimulus; positive regulation of TOR signaling.